GGCUCGGCCGAGUUGAAGCGGCGGCGCCGGCCCGCGCGCCCCUUGGGGCCGCCCCCGCACCCCGCUCGCCGGCGUCUGGCUCUCAUGAUGAUGAAGAAGAAGAAGUUUAAGUUUAAGGUGGACUUCGAGCUCGAGGAGCUCUCCUCGGUGCCCUUCGUCAACGGGGUCCUCUUCUGCAAGAUGCGGCUGCUGGACGGCGGCAGCUUCACCGCCGAGUCCCCCAGGGAGGUGGUGCAAGCAAACUGUGUUCACUGGAGAAAGAAGUUCUCAUUUAUGUGCAAAAUGAGUGCAAGUGCCACCACAGGCAUCCUAGACCCUUGUAUCUACAGAGUAUCUGUGAGGAAGGAAUUAAAAGGUGGAAAAGCUUAUGCAAAGCUGGGCUUUGCAGAUCUAAACCUGGCAGAGUUUGCUGGAUCAGGAAAUACCACUCGUCGCUGUUUACUGGAAGGCUAUGAUACCAAAAAUACAAGACAGGAUAAUUCCAUUCUUAAAGUUUUAAUCAGUAUGCAACUGAUGUCUGGUGACCCAUGUUUUAAAACGCCUCCUUCUACAUCAACGUCUAUACCAAUUGCUGGUGAAUCUGAAUCUCUGGAAGAAGAUAGAAAAGGUGGAGAGACUCUCAAAAUUCAUCUUGGGAUAGCAGAUCUCUCAGCAAAGAGUGCCUCUGUUCCAGAUGAACUUGGUGCCUGUGGACAUUCUAGAACAUCAAGCUAUGCAAGCCAGCAGUCAAAAGUAUCAGGGUAUAGCUCUUGCCACUCCCGGUCAUCUAGUUUCUCUGAGUUCUGCCACAGGAGAAAUACCUCAGUGGGAAGUACAUCAACAGGAAUUGAAAGUAUUCUAGAGCCAUGUGAUGAAAUUGAGCAAAAGAUAGCUGGACCAAGUCUUGAUACAGCUGAUAAAGAAGAUACAGCUUCCGAAACACUCAACAGAUGCCCAGUGAAACAAGAUUCUGUAGAAUCUCAGCUGAAGCGAGUUGAUGACACCAGAGUGGAUGCAGAUGAUAUUGUGGAGAAAAUAUUACAAAGUCAAGACUUCAGCCUAGAUUCCAGUGCAGAAGAAGAAGGACUGAGGUUAUUUGUGGGUCCUGGGGGAAGUACAACCUUUGGCAGUCAUCAUCUUCCAAACAGGGUGGGGUCUGGAGCUUAUGAACAAGUUGUGAUCAAACGCUAGAAAUCAAGCUGGUGAACUGAAGCUUCCCUAGGGGUUUAAGAUGUGGUCAGUUGAGCUGUCAAGGCACUUUAUUCAAGCACUUAUGAGAAAGUGAACCUAUUAAAAAAAAAUGCGGCAUGUUCAUCUAUCAAGAGGAAAGCCAACACUGAUUUCUUCUCUGAAGGUGCCCACCACUCUCCUUUCUCACCCACCCACAGGGAACAUCGGAAUGGUAGUAUCAGGGCAGUGUGCCACGUGUACUUAGAGGUACACAGCUUCUGUGGUCACUGCACAUAAUAAUGAAAAGCCUUCUUUUUUUUUUUCAAAA
Molecule: messenger RNA, 1477 nt
Organism: Globicephala melas (long-finned pilot whale)
Lineage: Eukaryota; Metazoa; Chordata; Mammalia; Artiodactyla; Delphinidae
Gene: EEIG2
Product: EEIG family member 2
Source: RefSeq, a predicted model, not a curated record